Molecule: messenger RNA, 4602 nt
Organism: Pelagomonas calceolata
Lineage: Eukaryota; Pelagophyceae; Pelagomonadales; Pelagomonadaceae
Source: the annotation of a GenBank genome assembly
CCGGAUCCGGUGCCGCGCGAGCGAAAGCGCUGCCCCGCAGCCCGCGCCGCAACGCUCUUGGAGCUGUUUGAUCGACGAACCGGUGCUCACCCAAGUCCGCCCGGCUCCUCGGUCGAUUGGGGUGCCGACAGGCUCACGCCCGAACGAGCAGUCCCGGCGCCGCGUGCGGGAUUGCCAGCCGCGCGACCGCGACUCGCGCGCGCAAUGGCGGCGCCGGCCCAAGCGCCGGCCGCCGCGCGCGCCGCGAUCACUGUCCAUGCCUGCGACCAGCAGGGGAAGAAGCAAACGUUUAAGGUCAACUCGACGACCAAGAUGCAAGCGCUCUUCGACGCCUACGCGAAGAGCGAGGACGUAGACUCGCGCUGCUUCCUAUUUAAAGGCUCGCGCGUCCACGCCGAGCAGACGGCCGCGGACCUGGGGCUGGUGGAGGGUGACCAGCUCGACGUCGAGCUCGUCACCGGCGAGGAAGCGGAAGCGGCGGGGGACGAUCCGGACCUUCUUGGCAAUUUCUAUUUGGAUCGGCUGCGAGGCGACGCGGCGACGCGGCCGAUCUGGGCUCUCUCGCGAGGUCUGGCGGGGGUUGUGGACGAGGCUUCGGGAAAUUACGAAAAUGAAUGCUCCAUGGCAAGACCGCUCGCCGCGCUGGCAGCGACCUGCAAACGGGCGCGGGACCUCUGUACGCCGGGCCUGCGCGCGUGGACACGAAGCACGUUUGGCGGUGCGAUGGACGUUGUAGCCAUACCGCCAGAAGGCCACUCUCGCGGAACGGCCGACGAACGCGAAGCGGACCACGAUGCUACGUUCGAAGCUCUUAUGUUCCUGCGCGCGGCAAUUAUACACCGCGCCCCGUCCGUGCUCCACCUGCGCGAGGGAUUAGCGACACAUUGCCUCGCGCUCAUACGCGACGCCAGUCGCUGCGCCGCCUGCCGCCUCGCGGCGUGCCACGCGCUCGCGGGCUUGUACGCCAGUCUCCAGGAAAAGGAUACGGCGGAGAGCAAACGUCUGCGCCUGAUGAUCGCGGCGGGCGUCUGCGAAGGUCUGAACGCGGAUGCAAAGGUGGCGCCCGAGCUGAACGCCGACGGCUUCGAGCUCUUCGACCGCGCCGACGGCCGCCGCGCGUGGCCGGAGCUGUGGGACGCGGCACUGCAGUGCGUCGACCUCGAGCCGUGUUAUGUGCAUGAAAACGUCAGAAACGACGACUGCGGCGCUCGGACCAUCGCCAUUGCACGGAUCGCACGCCGGGUCGACGAUAGCGUAGACGCACCGAUAGCCUGGGACACUGACGACGAAGACGACGUCGAGCUCGACCUGGGGCUGAGCGUGGCCGGCGGCCGGCGGCGGCAGGCGCGCGGCGAGUUGGCGGACGAGUUUGUGCGCCGAAGUGCCGGCCGCCUGAGGCGAGAGCUCCGGGAGUGCGUGGGAAGCGUGAUCGCGCUGGCAGGCAUCGCCCUCCGUACCGCGACAUGCGACCUCGAUGACCAAAUGCAGCGCUGUCUCUGCGCCCUUCUCGCGGCCGCGCUGCGCACCGACGGGCAGGACGACGACGAGGACUGCGAUUCCUCGCAACGCAUCGCCUACACCGCCGCCACCGUCGCGGCCCGGCUCCUUUCAAAUGCACAAGCCUGGAAUCUGCGUCCGGUGCGGGCGAGCGGGCUGCCUCGCGCCCUUGCCGCUAGAUGUAGGCGGUCCAAUUUGCCCCCUGUCGGCCCAGAUGACAUAGAUGAACUCACCUCGCUAAGAGAUGAGUUCAGGAACCUGAACGAUGCCUCGGCAUUGCCGGAGAUGGUGCUGGCGUAUGAUCUUUUUUUCGGCGACGGGGACAUGGCGAUUGACAGUGUUAUAGCAUCCGUCGCGAUGGUGGCGCUCGUCAACUACGUCCCAAAGGCGCCGACCGACGGCUGUGCGCUAGUCUUGACAACCUCUUGUCCGGAGGCGCAGGAUCUGAAGGAUUUAAUAAAUUCAAUGACUGCCAAGUUCUCGCUCUCGGCGGUCGACGCCGCGAUCAUGCGCGUCGCCGCCCGCGACGCGGACGGCGCCGACGACGAGGCCUACCACUCGGCGGUCGCUGUGCUCGUCGAACAUGUUGUAUCCGCUGGCAGCACGUGGGUGGACCUGACGGACCGUGGUACCAUUGACGCGCUAGUCGAUGUGAUCGUGCGCGAGAGCACGAGGCCCGCCAUGCUUGGUGCGGUUCCGGGAACGUUUUCUCAUUUGUUACGCGUGUCGACGGAUACCCCGCGCACGGACGCGGGGCUUCUGAGGAAUCUUAUACGUGUGGCCGUUGCCCUCUGCCGGCUCGCCGCCGACAGUGAUGAGGCGAGCACAAAUCUGAUCACCGAUUCUCUUUUGGCGCUUCUGACAGCCGCGCCGCCUUCGCGCGACGUGGUCUACGUCAUGGCGCGGGCCCUCGCCCGCGGUGGCGCGUUCUUGAAGGGGGGUACCAGAGCCGGUGUCCUCGUCGCUUCGCUAAUCAAGCACACGACGCACUCUCCACCAGGAAGGCUGGGCCUUGUGCCACUGCUCAUUUGCGACGAAACCGUAGAGGUCCUGUUGCCGCUCUUGAGCUGUGCCGAUUGGAUCCAAAUUCCGACGGACGUUGGUAUUUUCGAAGUCUUUACUGCUUACCCGUCCCCCGGCUUCUAUGACAAACAUGACGGCCGCCUGCAGGUGAGGGACGUGGCCGCCCUGCUGCUGUGCGUUAGGUCGCUGCGGUUGCCUGACGACUUCAUGGCAAAGUUCGACGAUGACAAUUGCUGGGACUUUGGCGCGGGACUCGAUAGCGCGGACGGCUACGACUACGAUGACCACCGAUGGGAACACGUCGGAAAACUCACGCUUGAACACUUUCGGGCGCUGCUCGACAUUGUCAAGGACAGUGCAUAAAUCUCCGCCACUGCUGAAUUAUGACAUCCACGCCAUCGACGCGACGCCAGCUCGACCCGACUCACCGGUUGAUUUAUGCACAGGCCAAGGACGCGGGCCGGCCGUCCGCGCGGAUCGUCUACGAGUUUCUGCGCUACCUAUCGCAAUCGAUGAUGCGAAAGGACUCGCCCGAAUUUAGCAAGGCCUUGUUCGUGCCGGUGGCGAUGGCGCUCAAGGAACACGGCCACCUCGCGAAGUGGGGUAAAAAGGGCCACAAGACGGCCGAGAAGCUGCUCAAGACGCUCAUGAAGCUGGGCGACGACUGCGUCGUGGUCGCGCUCGACGCCUUCGCGGAGGCGGCGAUAGGAGUCCAGAAGCGCAUCGCGAAGCGGCGCGCCGCGCGCGGAGGCGGCACUGGCGGAGGCGGCGCUGGUGAUGGUGCGGCUGAGGACACGGCCGCGCGCCAGGCGGCGGCGGACCAGGCGGCGGCAGAUCUCCUCGCGUCGCUUGAGGCCGAGGAGCACAGGCCGGGGACCACGAAGAAGUCCAGAAAAAAAGGCAAGAAAGCGUCGGUGCCCGCGCCCGCGCCCGCGCCCGCGCCGGCCUCCGCCGCGGAGGUGUCGUCUUCGUCUUCGUCUGAGGACGACGACGACGACGAUUUGCUGCUCCUGGCGAAACAACAAGCUUCGCGGUCGGCGCCGGCGCCGCGCGCCCGCGCCCGAACGAAGGCGCCCCCUGCUGCGGCGCCGCGCGCCCGCGAAGUUAAUCCCGCCAUGGCCUUCGCGAGCGCGCUCCGCGGCUGGAUCGUUUCCCGGGGCGGCCGCAUCGUCGGUACGGAUCUCGCGCAGUUCUACAAAAGCCCGGCGGCGCGUGGACUUUCAGUGCCGAAGGGCGGCGCCCUUAAGCUACUGCGGACGGUGGCCGCUCCUGCCGGCCUGCGUAUCUCUCAGGACGGUCCGCGCAUUGUUAUCUCCAGCGUCGGGGCCGUAGCGAUGCCUCCGCCGCCACCGCCGCAGCCGAAGCCUCCCGCCGCCCCCACCGCCCCCCGCCGGGCCCUUUCUGACCUCGCCGUCGAUGAUGAUGAUGAGGACGACGCGACGCCGGCGCGGAGGACACGACACGAAAACGCGGAUGUCCCGAGGCACGCCGUUGAGGAUUUACUGAAGCUGGAAUCAAACGCCGGGUCAAUAACGGAAGAAGCUUUGAGAAAACUGGGCCGCCUCGCCGGACGCACGGCCGGUAGCCGCGCCGUGCCGGCCGACGAGGAGAAGGCGCCCGACGCCGGCCCCGCGCCGUCGCUCCUGCCGCUACUUACCGCGCCGGCGGCGGACGCCGGCGCGUCGUAUGCGCUCGACGCCCCGCUCGCCGCCCUCCUGGCGCGCCUCGACCUGAAUCACAUAGCCGGAGCGCUGGCAGCGGAGGAGAUUGAUAUCGAGGCCCUUCCGCUUUUGUCGAUCAGUGACCUCGUGGACAUUGCGAUCAAACCAGAAGAUGCUGAGAAGCUUCUGGUGGCGGCCGUGGCGCCGCCGCCCGCAGCGCCGCCGCCGCCGCCGAUCGCGACGCCGUCGACGCAAGAGUGCCCGCUGUGCAUGGACGGCGACCGCGAGAUCGCGCUGGUCCCGUGCGGACACGUCCUCUGCGCCGGGUGCGCGGGCCGGCACGCGACGGAGAGCUGCCCGAUGUGCCGGCAGGAUGUGGCGUCGACGAUGAGGGUGUAUUUCUAAGUUCUGUUAUGUGCAA